AUGAUUAAAUCUGCAUCUCGUUUGGAACGUUUGCGUCAGUGUUUUAUCUCCCAUCAAGUAUUCGAAGCUCUACAACCGUUAUUUCUUAUCACCUUCCUGUAUGGUUUGACACCAUUCCGGGUGGCGAAAAACAAUAAAGGUGUAACCACGGUACAAAUGUCCUUUUUCGGUUUUAUAAAUAUCGCGCUGUAUAUCCUGUUGUAUGGGGCGUGUUAUAUUGUCUCGCUGCUGCAGGAUGAAACUGUGGUCGGUUAUUUCUUUCGCACGAAAAUCUCAAAUGUUGGAAAUACUUUACAAAUUUGUAAUGGCCUGAUUACGGGGGCUGUUAUUUAUAUAUCGGCGGUGACUCAGCGACGGAAGCUGUUACGGGUCUGUGAAAUUCUUUUUAAUUUGGAUGAGAAUUUUGCCAAUAUUGGCAUUCGAGUGAAAUAUUCGCGAAUCUAUCGCUUUUCGAUUGUAAUGAUAAUUUUCAAAAUGUUGGUGAUCGGAUGUUAUUUUGCGGGAGUGUUGCAUCUGUUGAAAUCGCUGGGCAUCACGCCAUCCUUUAGUGUUUGUGUAACGUUUUUCCUGCAACAUUCUGUGCUGUCCAUAGCGAUUUGUUUGUUCUGUUUUGUGGCAAGAAGUUUUGAGCGACGUUUGGUGAUUGUCAAUAAGGUAGGUGUAAUGUAA
This is a messenger RNA of Musca vetustissima, 669 nucleotides long. Its product is annotated as putative gustatory receptor 28b. Gene Ontology annotation, cellular component: membrane. The coding region runs from base 1 to 669 and encodes 222 amino acids. NCBI's taxonomy places the organism in Eukaryota, Metazoa, Arthropoda, Insecta, Diptera, Muscidae. Gene Ontology annotation, biological process: sensory perception of taste. The record is from RefSeq and is a predicted model, not a curated record. The transcript has a single exon.